Messenger RNA from Chaetomium globosum CBS 148.51, 2367 nucleotides. RefSeq lists its product as uncharacterized. The coding region runs from base 1 to 2367 and encodes 788 amino acids. The record is from RefSeq and is a predicted model, not a curated record. Gene Ontology annotation, biological process: regulation of DNA-templated transcription. Lineage: Eukaryota; Fungi; Ascomycota; Sordariomycetes; Sordariales; Chaetomiaceae. The transcript has 3 exons.
AUGGAUUUCACCGAUUGGGAUGCCUUCCUAGGCGCGCCGCCGUCGUCUGAACUGUCGGAAGGCGCCGGACUUGGGCAAAUCGACGAUUUCUAUCAAGAAGGACAGACACAGUUGUCUGAUGCUAUCGCGACCGCAGAAACCGCCAAUUCCUUGCAAGAAGACGCCCUGCUGCCGCCGCUGCCGCCGCUGAUGGCCUUGUCAGGCGUUGAGGAAGUCAUAGAGACUGCAGAAUCGGCGCCAGAGCCCGUCAUUCCAUCGCCGCCGCCCUCGGGGCUGUACGACUCUUUUGACGAGCUUUUGGCCUUCCUGCAGACGUUCCAUCGCGACAACGGCGCGGCUAUCAAGAUUCUGAAGAGCGCAAACCCUCGCGAGGUCUAUGGCGAGAAGAAAUACACAUACUAUGUCCUUGCCUGCGAUCGCGCCGGCUCUCAAACGUCCACAAGCACAGGAAUCCGAAGAUCCUCGACUCAGCGGCUCGACUGCCCGUUCAAAAAGAUCAGGAUCGAAGGACUCAACGGCUUGUCAGCCACCCAGGCCUGGAUUAAGCAGCUUCAAGAUAACAACCUUUCGUCACUGGAUCAAAGAUUGACGAUGACAACAAGGUCGAGGGCGUCCUGUGGACUUACCCUUGGUCCAGAGAAGAUGUGGCGCCAGUUUCCUGAAGUCCUAGGACUUGACAACACGUACAAAACGAACCGUUUUCACAUGUAUCUUUUCGAGGUCAUAGGCAUCACGGACCAGAAGUCGGUAGCCAACUUCGCGUUUGGCCUCAUCAACACAGAGAAGGAAGACGGCUUCCUAUGGCUUUGUCAACAGCUUGAGGACCUUCGUCAAGACCUUCAUGUGCCAGCACCGACCGUGGUAAUCACAGACAAGGAGACAGCCCUCAAAAAUGCCCUCACGGCGACCUUCCCGGGUGCGCAGCAACAGCUGUGUGUCUAUCACAUCAACGCGAAGGUGAGGGCAAGAAUCCGGUCAAGAUGGAAGGCCGAAGACGGCAGAAGCGACGACGAGGUUGACGAGGCUGGCGACAAUGAGGCCGAGGUCGCUGACGGCGAUGGCGACCUCGUCGCCCGCGCUGCUGAACAAGAGGUCGCCGAGCAUGGCUGUGCGGCCUUGCUGCCUGCCGCCGACCCUUUGACUCGCGAUGGAAUGUUCCGUGCGUGGCAACAAGUCGUGUACGCCGAAGACGAGGCUGAUUUCCAGUCAGCAUGGAACAAGAUGAAGGCUAUAUACAAUCCAACGCAGAACCACAUCCUACGCUAUAUCUCGAAGGAAUACAUGCCGUACCGCGAGCAGUGGGCGCGCUGCUUUAUCAAGCGAUACCGCAACUUCGGUCAACGAGUUAAUAGUCCUGUGGAAACGGCACACAAGGACGUGAAGUCCUUCCUCAUCACGGGCACAAGCGACCUCCUCCACCUCCACAACGCGAUCUCCCUGAUGCUGCAGAAAAAGGAGAGAGACUACAACGAGAAGGCCGCGGCGAUGCAAAUGCGGCAGCGCCAACGCUUCAUCCAGCAGCAAGGGUGGCUAGGGAACAUCCCCAUGACAGUCUCCUACGUCGCCGUCGAUCUCCUUGCCCAACAGCACCGGCUAGCCGUGGCCGCGAUGCCCUCAAGCCGUGGCCUGAUGCCUGAGCCGCUGAGGCCUUGCACCGGGCAGCUUCAUGCAGCAGUACGCGCUUCCUUGCAGCCACAUGAUCUUUCAAGAAGCUGGACGACGGCGAGGCCCUCAGCAAGGAAGAUGUCCACCCGCGAUGGUGGCUGGGCCAAGCCUCUGGACAUUGACGAGCCCUUACUCCGACUCCGCGAUCCUGACGUGGUCCAAAGCCUCCGUGGCCGGCCUCGCCUGCCAAAUAACGAGAAGAUGACGGUGCCGUCAUCCCUGAGGGCUGACGACGGCCAAGAUGAAGCCCAGCAGCAGGAGACGGCGCAGUCAACGCAGCAGCAGCGGCGACGGCAGCCAAAGCAGACUUCGCAGUCACAUCGCCGUGAGCGCCGUGCGAAGCCAAGCGCGCGUCGCGAUCUAUCACAAUUUGAGGUUGAAGGCUCGCAAAGGUCAUCACAAAGGUCGUCCCGGAGCCGCGGUCGCGGCCGCACCCGGGCAGCUUCGUCGCCGUCGACAAGGAGUUCGCAGUCACGCGUAAAUUCGCAGUCUACGAGAACUGCAAGAGGACGAUCGAGGAGGUCAGCGAUAGCCUCUUCUACGGCGAGGCUGGCCGCGAUAGCUGCAGCCGCCUUUGAGACCGACCCCGAGACCGACCCCGAGACCGACCCCGAGACCGAGUCUGAGGCUGAGGACGUGAUUGAGGUCAUCCCGGCCACCCAACCCGGCGCUGACGAGCCGGAUGGACUAGCCGGCCCGUGA